ACAUGAGUGAACAUCUGCGUAUGCUUACUGUGGCAGCCUCUGCCCGCUCUCAUUCCUUGUAGGCCCCACACCCUCCAGGAGCUCUGUGGCUGGGGGCUGCGGGCAUGAGCUGUCAGCCGGGGUGUGGUUUGGCACUGGGUGCCCCCAGCCGGCUUCCUCUAGGGCCUGCCCCGCCUUACUGGGCUGAAGGAGGGGCUCCUGGAAAGUUUGCUGUUUGCUGGUCUCCUCUCCUUUGCAUUCGUCCUAUUUUCUUCCCAUCUUGAGCUUGCCGCCUCACUCUAGUCUCCUUUUUCCUUACUGAGUUCAGCACCAUCCCCUGAAUAUAUUCUGUGUCCCAUGCGUGCUCAGGAAUUCCCACUGCAACCCUCAACUCCUGAACCCUGGCGUUGCCUUGGCCUCCCUUAUGGGACUAAGGUUUUGCGAAAAUUGUGAGGAAAGUGUCCAGGAUGCCGUGUGGAAUCGGCUGGCUCCAUGUGCUUGUUAGUUCCACACACCUGGACCCAGGCCUUCCCUGUGGAGGCUGCAGCUGCUGCUCAGGCCAGGAGCCAGAUGGGCCUGACCCCUGGCAGGUGCUCAGGGUGGAAGCCGAGGCAGGCUCCCCUCCGUGGGAGGUGGGGGCGCUGGUCUUGGCCAUGGCUGACAGAGGUCCUGGGGUGGUGGACCCCCACGUUCUGGGCCUCUUUCCUGGCUGCGUCUUUCUCAAGGGUCGGUUCCUGCUGUUUGCAUCUUGCUCUCCAGCUUGCUCUGGUCCCUGGUGUUACUGCAGGAGUCCUGAUGAGGCUGCAAGCCCCCCAGGGCAGCCCACCUGCACCUUACAGGCAGGCAGUGGGAGGGGGCGCAGAGGGCCAGCCCACAGUUACCCAAGGUCCCAGGUCAGGAGGGUGACAUGCUGGCUCGGGUCAUGCUUUCCUACUCCUACUGCUCCCCCUCCGCCCUGCUCCCGUCCCCGGUGGCCCUGGCCCUAUCUGUAAAAUGCUCCCUGCUUCUGCUGUCCCCCCACCCCGCUCCCGUCCCCCAUGGCCCUGGCCAUCUGUAAGAUGCUCCCUGCUGCUGCUGUCCCCAUCUGGGCUCCUUGGAGGUCUAGGCUCUCUAGAUGGCCCUGGGAGCCAACCCCAGGGUCCCCCUCCCCACGUGUGGGCAGGCCCUCACCGCUGUCCUUUUGUGUGCCCAUGACAUGCUGGGGAGUGUAGAGCAGCAAGGCCCCAGGCAGACACCACACCUGUCCCUGUAGGGGGUCUUGGGGGCCUCCUGUUCCUAAGCAGGCCUCACCCCAUUUGCCUCUCGCUCUCCUUGGGGCCUAGCUUGGCCGUCUCCAGGGCUCACGUAGAGUGCCCUUCCCCCCAUCAUUUGCUGCACAGCCCAUCCCCAAGCCUCUCCCCAUGGGUUCUGUACUUCUGUCCUCAGACACGUGACCCUCUCCUGCUGGGGCGGCCUAGACCUGUUGUCUCCCUCUGUAGCCCCAGCCAUCUCCCCCCUGCCCCCACGUCCCAACCCAGCCAUUUCCCUCCAGCCACCAAGUCCCACCCCAGGCAUCUCCCCCAGGCCCCCAAGUCCCCUACCCACAGCCAUCUUCCCCUGGCCUCCACGUCCCCUACGUCCCCUACUCCCAGCCUGGCUGUGCUGGAACCACCAGGCGGGGGAGGGUCUUGCUGUUUGGCUCCUUAGUGGACCGUGCCUGACUCCACCCUGGCCACUGUGCUGUGGGGCGCAGCCUUGUCCAGCCCCCUCCUCACCCUCAGGGAGGGCGAUGCUGGCCAUGCCAGGCUGCACUGCUGUCCCACUGCCCGCUCCUGAGGUCUGGGCGGCCAGUCCUGGUCUCCCUGCCUGUCUGAGGAUGGGCAGCCUCAGGCCCCCACCAUCAGGUGGUAUUUCUCACUCCGGCCCCAAACCUGCACGCCCUCCUGCUCCAGUGAUUGUGGCCUUGGGCCCACCUUGCUCACAGCCAUUGUUCUUUCACAAGCCUCUUCCUGUUCCUGAGCCCACCCAGUGUCUCCUUUCCCCUGUCUCGUUGCUCCGCUUAGGUGCCCUGCCUAGGUGACCCCUCCCAGCUGUUCAGGAGGGACGAAUACUCUGGGUCUUGCUGCCCCUGGUGCUCGGAGUACCUGCUCUAGCUGCUGUGCAGAUGGACGCCCAUCUAGACUCCAUAUGGGGCAUGUGGCCCUCCUGUGCUGGCCCACCCUGGGUCCUUCAUCUGGGUGCUGUCAGUGCACCUGGGAUCUGCCCGGCCUGGCCCUGCCUCUGCCCAGCUCCCCACAGCUCCUCCACCCCCAGCUGCUCCCUGGCCUCAGAGAGGCUGCCUUGACCGAGUCCGCCAGCCCCACCAGUGCCGUCCCACAUAGGUUUCUUGGGACUUGCGAUGUGCUAGCAUCGCAUGGGGCAUGGGUGCCUCCAGGCGGCAAGGACAGAGGAGUGUAUGUGCUCCUCAGCGGGGCCUGGCCCUGUGCCCGCACACGGGUGGCACUCGGGGGACGCACCAGUGGAGGUUGGCUGCGUGUUAGGGGUGCCUGGGAUGCCCCUGUGCCCGCAGUCUGAGUCGCCGCCACCCACGGUGGAUGAGGGCGUGCGGCUGAAAGGAGGGGUGCCAAAGUGGGGAGGUGGGGCUGGGGACGCCCCUGGCACGGGUUUCCUCUGGGGAAGGAAGUCGUUUCUCCUCGGAGUCUGAUGGGCUUGGAUGCUUUUUGGCAGCCUUGGGGCCUCCCUCACAGGCUGCUCGCCUGGCCACCUCACAGGCAGACACUGGCUUCCUCGCCCGCCUGCCUGCUGCUUCGGGAGCUGUGGUGGGGAAGUGGCCCUGUCUGGUUCCCGGGAGUCCCGGUACUCAGCUCCCCGAGGAGGCUCGCGAUCUGCGUCCCAGCAGCACCCUGAGUGGCUCCGCUCAGCUCCCCGAGGAGGCUCGUGCUCUGGGUCCCAGCAGCACCCUGAGUGGCUGCACAGAUUGCGCCUGUGAGGGUCGGGCUGGAGAGGCGCCCUUGGGAGUGAGUGGAAGGUAGGGCUGGGUGCCAGCUGCCGCGAGGGCAGCUGCUGUGAAAAGAGGCCGCACAAAGCCCAGGGCCUUUCCCUGUGUUUGGGGUGUGCAGAGAGGCUGCUCCGGGGGAGGGGAGCCAGGGGACAGGUCAGGGUGAUGUGGCCCGCAGUGACUGGCAGCCUUUGUAAUGGGGCUCUGGGUGGGGCUGCGACUCCCAUCUGAAGACGUCGCGCGUGGGAGGCAGCUGUGAUGAAGUGCCCAUCUGAGCCCAGCGUGUGACGGGGACGCAGAGGCGGCCGAGUUCAUCCUGCCCAGCCUUGCCUGAUGUGACCAGGGGAGGAAAGGCCUGGGCUGCUGCUCCUGCAGCCCGCACCGCCCACCCCGCCCUGGUGGAAGCGGCUCCUGUCGGUGGGGUGGGGGCACGCCCCUGGCAGCACAGCAGCCUGUCCUGGCAGAAGUGGGGGCUGAGCUCUCCUGGCGCUCCUGACCCUCCUGGGGAGUCAGAUUUAACCAGCUGCUCUGGGGGACAGAGACACCCCAGGACCCCCUGAGCACGUGUGGGACUGGCUCUUCCUGCCAAGCCUCAGGUUUCCCAGCUUCACGGCCGUUCCAGCCCGACAUUCUCUUUGGCUAAGGGGCUAAGGGUAAACUUAACAUGACCUUGGCGUGACCCUUGCCCGGGUGAGGACGUCCCCCUGCCCUGGAUGUGCACUUGAGGCCUUGAGCUGCUCUAAGGGCCCAGAGCCGAGGCGAGUGACCAGUGCCAGGCUUGGGACAGUGAUGGAGCCAGAAGGGGGCUUGACCAACCCAAGGGGUGGGUGGCACCAAUCUCUGCUGGCAUGGGGGCAGCGAGGGUCCUCCCCAGCAGAGCUUCGUGGAGAGCAGGGGUGCUGAGCUGAGCAGGGAUGCCGGGGCUGUCUGUGGAGGGCACAGGGCAGACGGGCAAGUCCUCUGGCAGCCAGCUUUGCAGGUGACAGAGACCCCUGGGAAGGGGCCCACGCAGAGGCUCUGCAGCGCCUGCUGAGGAUGCACGGAGCUGAGGUGGUCGGCUUGAGCCUCGUGCCGUGAAGGCGCCAUGGAAACGUGGGGGCGGGGGCGCCGGACAGGGUAGCCGGGCCUUGUCACCUGAUGUAUCCCCGGCUGGCGGCCAUUGGUAUUCCCUUAGCAGCUGCUUGGAACACGUUUCUUCUCUGUCCUGGAAAGCUCCGCAGAGCGACAGCUGCUCUGUUCCCCACAGGGUGGAGCCACUGGGUGGUCUUUGGGAAGAGGCUUCCUGCCUUCGCCACCAUCCCCAUCCACCAGCUGCAGCAUGAGAAGAAAUAUGAUAUCUACUUUGCAGAUGGAAAGGUGUACGCAUUGUACAGGCAGCUGCUGCAGCACGAGUGCCCGCGGUGCCCCGAGCUGCCACCUUUCAGCCUCUUCGGGGACCUGGAGCAGCACAUGCGGAGGCAGCAUGAGCUCUUCUGCUGCCGGCUGUGCCUCCAGCACCUCCAGAUCUUCACAUAUGAGCGCAAGUGGUACUCGCGCAAGGACCUGGCCCGGCAUCGCAUGCAGGGUGACCCUGAUGACACGUCGCACCGUGGGCACCCGCUCUGCAAGUUCUGUGACGAGCGCUACCUGGACAAUGAUGAGCUGCUUAAGCACCUGCGCCGCGACCACUACUUCUGCCACUUCUGCGACUCGGACGGGGCCCAGGACUACUACAGCCCUCCUACCGACACCCCAUCUCCUGCCAGCGACUAUGCCUACCUGCGUGAGCACUUCCGGGAGAAGCACUUUCUGUGUGAGGAAGGCCGCUGCAGCACGGAGCAGUUCACCCACGCCUUCCGCACCGAGAUCGACCUCAAGGCCCACAGGACAGCCUGCCACAGUCGCAGCCGCGCCGAGGCACGCCAGAACCGCCACAUUGACCUGCAGUUCAGCUACGCGCCACGGCACUCGCGCCGGAACGAGGGGGUCGUUGGUGGCGAAGACUACGAGGAGGUGGACAGGUACAGCCGCCAGGGCCGAGUGGCCCGGGCUGGCACUCGCGGAGCCCAGCAGAGCCGCCGAGGAAGCUGGAGGUACAAAAGGGAAGAAGAGGACCGAGAAGUAGCAGCUGCUGUCCGGGCCUCCGUGGCCGCACAGCAGCAGGAGGAGGCUCGCAGGAGUGAGGAUCAGGAGGAAGGUGGUAGGCCCAAGAAGGAGGAGGCAGCGGCGCGGGGUCCUGAGGAUCCCCGUGUCCCCCGGCGCUCACCCCGGACUCAGGGCGAAGGCCCAGGCCCCAAGGAAACCUCGACAAAUGGUCCUGUAAGCCAAGAAGCCUUCUCGGUGACAGGCCCAGCCGCCCCAGGGUGUGUGGGGGUGCCAGGCGCCCUCCCACCACCCAGCCCAAAGCUCAAGGACGAAGACUUCCCCAGCCUCUCUGCCUCCACUUACUCCUCCUGCUCCACUGCAGCAACCCCGGGCCCUGUGGGGUUGGCGCUGCCGUAUGCCAUCCCUGCCAGAGGCAGGAGUGCCUUCCAGGAGGAAGACUUCCCCGCCCUGGUGUCCUCGGUGCCCAAGCCUGGCACCGCCCCCACCAGCCUUGUCUCUGCCUGGAACAGCAGCAGUAGCAGCAAGAAGGUAGCACAGCUCCCACUCUCGGCGCAGGCUACCGGCAGCGGCCAGCCCACCAGGAAGGCUGGGAAGGGGAGCAGGGGCAGCAGGAAGGGCGGCCCGCCCUUCACACAGGAGGAGGAGGGCGGCAGCCCGGCCGUGCAGGAGCUUCUAAGCACACGCCCCACGGGCUCCGUCUCCUCCACACUGGGGCCGGCCUCCAUCCAACCCUCUAAAGUUGGGAAGAAGAAGAAAGUGGGCUCGGAGAAGCCAGGCACCACAUUGCCACAGCCCCCGCCCACUACCUGUCCCCCAGGGGCUUUGCAGGCCCCGGAAGCUCCUGCCAGCAGAGCCGAGGGGCCAGUUGCCGUCGUCGUUAAUGGACACACAGAGGGCCCGGCCCCUGCUCGGAGUGCCCCCAAGGAACCCCCUGGGCUCCCAAGGCCCCUGGGGUCCUUCCCCUGCCCCACGCCACAGGAGGACUUCCCAGCGCUCGGCGGCCCCUGCCCACCCCGGAUGCCGCCGCCCCCAGGCUUCAGCGCUGUGGUGCUCCUGAAGGGCACGCCUCCCCCACCCCCGCCGGGCCUGGUGCCCCCAAUCAGCAAGCCGCCCCCCGGCUUCUCUGGCCUUCUGCCUAGCCCCCACCCGGCCUGUGUCCCCAGCCCCGCCACCACCACCACCACAAAAGCACCCAGGCCGCUGCCUGCCCCACGGGCCUACCUAGUCCCCGAGAACUUCCGGGAGAGGAACCUUCAGCUCAUCCAGUCCAUCAGGGACUUCCUGCAGAGCGACGAGGCCCGCUUCAGCGAGUUCAAGAGCCACUCAGGGGAGUUCAGACAGGGCCUGAUCUCCGCAGCCCAGUAUUACAAGAGUUGCCGGGACCUGCUGGGGGAGAAUUUCCAGAAGGUCUUUAAUGAGCUGCUGGUCCUGCUGCCCGACACGGCCAAGCAGCAGGAGCUCCUGUCUGCACACACGGACUUCUGCAACCGUGAGAAGCCUCUGAGCACCAAAUCCAAGAAGAACAAGAAGAGCGCGUGGCAGGCCACCACCCAGCAGGCGGGCCUGGACUGCCGUGUGUGCCCCACCUGCCAGCAGGUGCUCGCGCAUGGCGACGCCAGCAGCCACCAGGCGCUGCAUGCUGCCCGGGACGACGACUUCCCCUCCCUGCAAGCCAUCGCCAGGAUCAUCACGUAGCUCCCGCCAGCGUGGCCAGAGCUGUCGCACCGUGAGCGUCCUUCCUCCUUCCUCUCCGGGCUGCCAGGCAGCCAGGUAAGGCCUGGUGAGGCCACUUGGCCUCUUGGUUGGCCAGGCCCACCAGGAAGUCACCAGGACAGUCCACCCGCCCUGUUGGCACACUCAAGCGGGAGUCCACCCCUGCCUCAGUGGUGGGCCAGUCUCGGUUUGCAUUCUUGUGCUUUUGGGAGGCGCCAGGGGAGGGAAGGGCUGGGAUGCUGGGACCUGUUGUUGCUGGCAAAGCCAGAGGCCACAGUGGCCUGAUCUGGGCCCUCCCAAAGCUGAGGGCUGCAGCCCGUGGGGCCUCAGAGCUGAAAGCUGCGGCGCCACUGGUGCCAGAGUCAGAUGUCACAGAUGUGUGUUGUGUAAACAGUUGGCUGUUUCGUGCUUCAAGAAUGUUCAGGAUUAAAAGCAGACAAGAAAUUGUGCUACUUGAAGUUGAAUCUUUUUAUGAGACAAGCUGAAUCUGGGAUCUCAAAUUGCCUCUGACCUUUUAUAAGACAGUUUAUCUUCAAAUAAAUUUAUUUUGCAAUACCACGCA
Messenger RNA from Pan troglodytes (chimpanzee), 7316 nucleotides. It is a transcript of the gene ZNF598, whose product is annotated as zinc finger protein 598, E3 ubiquitin ligase. NCBI's taxonomy places the organism in Eukaryota, Metazoa, Chordata, Mammalia, Primates, Hominidae. The record is from RefSeq and is a predicted model, not a curated record. Bases 4094 to 6736 code for a protein of 880 amino acids. The transcript is spliced from 12 exons. Gene Ontology annotation, biological process: rescue of stalled cytosolic ribosome; protein ubiquitination. Gene Ontology annotation, molecular function: ubiquitin protein ligase activity; ribosome binding.